CGUAUCUCCCGGUAAAACACUGCGCCAGCUUGUAAAGUACAACAACAGUGGACACAGAAUAAUGGACAACAAUAGCCUCAAAUACAAACUUCGAUAUAGAAUACCUAAAACGCAUCAGCAUCUAGUAUCUACUGUGGAAAUUAGUCCCGACGGUCACACUAUCGCAACAUGUUCGGCUGACAAAACCGUCAAGCUCUGGGAAGCACAAACAGGAAAGUUGCUUGCCACACUGCGAGGACAUAACGAAGGUAUCUCCGACAUAGCGUUUUCGUUUAACAACAAGUAUCUAGCUAGCGCAUCUGAUGACUUGACAAUCCGCAUAUGGGAUCUCAAGUACGAGAAAACAAUCAAACUUUUGAAAAACCACACAUACCACGUGAAUUGCUUGAAAUUCGACAAAAGAUCACGAAUACUAAUCAGCGGGUCGUCCGACGAAAAUAUAAGAGUGUGGGAUUGCAAAAGAGGCCGUAGUAUGCGGACAUUGAGCGCCCAUUCCGACCCGAUCUCAAGCUUGGACCUCAGCUUCGACGACACAAUCAUCGUAAGUGGCUCAUAUGACGGGUUAAUCAGAUUGUUCGACACCGAGACAGGAGGAUGUUUGAAAACAUUGAUCUACGACAAAGAAGGCUCCUCUUUUCCUAUCAGCCACGUGUGCUUCUCCCCAAACUCCAAAUACAUUCUCUCAAGCUCGUUGGAUGGUGUUCUCAGAUUAUGGGAUUACAUGAAUAAUAAAGUGCUGAAAACCUACAGAAAUGUAGAUGGUUUACCCAUUGCUGAAAAAUACUCGUUAGGAACGAAUUUUAUUGUCUACAAUAAUGAAUCAAUGAUCAACUCUGGAGAUGAGCAAGGUAACAUUUUGUUCUGGGAUAUUCAGUCACAAGAGUUACUUUUCAACCUGAAGGCUAGCGAGUGUGAUAGUCCAAUAAUGCAGGUGAAGAGUCACCACUCAGGCAAAAGCCUUGUGUCAGUCUCACUAGAAGGAGAACUUUGUGUUUGGGAUUACGUUGUACAAUAAGUUUUGAACCACUAAUCAAUAAGUCUUUGUAUUUCAAUUUGUUUAGCACGAAACAUGUAUAUUUCUGUACCAACAAACUAAUACUAUUUAACCAACUAACACGUUUUUGUUU
Pichia membranifaciens NRRL Y-2026 is the source of this 1127-nucleotide messenger RNA. RefSeq lists its product as hypothetical. The coding region runs from base 62 to 1015 and encodes 317 amino acids. Gene Ontology annotation, molecular function: protein binding. The record is from RefSeq and is a predicted model, not a curated record. Lineage: Eukaryota; Fungi; Ascomycota; Pichiomycetes; Pichiales; Pichiaceae. The transcript has a single exon.